Messenger RNA from Sphaeramia orbicularis (orbiculate cardinalfish), 4375 nucleotides. RefSeq names its product FERM, ARHGEF and pleckstrin domain-containing protein 1-like. The record is from RefSeq and is a predicted model, not a curated record. Bases 302 to 3421 code for a protein of 1039 amino acids. The transcript has 28 exons. Gene Ontology annotation, cellular component: cytoskeleton. Lineage: Eukaryota; Metazoa; Chordata; Actinopteri; Kurtiformes; Apogonidae. Gene Ontology annotation, molecular function: cytoskeletal protein binding; guanyl-nucleotide exchange factor activity.
CCAGUGCUGGAGGCACUGUGUUGCUCUUUAUUGUUCCAGUAGAAAGCUCAAUGCACGGUUUCCAACAUUUGUUUCAAUGGCUACCGCACAGAAACCACGUCCCAGCUGAGAGGGAGAGCUUGAGCCGCGAACAGAGGACUACCGCAUCACAAGUUCCUCAGAAAAGCGCUGCGUGGGGAUUUACACUCUGCGUGGGGAGAUACAAGCUUUUACCAGCGGACAGUGUGUGGAUCUAAAGGAAAGAGGGACGUGAACAGAGGUCCCUGAAGCUCAAGAUCCCCUUACUGUAGCUCCUGCCACCAUGGUUGAACCAGCCGACAGGCCGUCUGCAGCUGGACAGAGGCUUGGGGCCCCUGAAAGCUUUGGGGUGUCCACCCUGGAGCCAGGCCUGCGUCCUCCUGUCCAGCCUCCAGGGCGACAGGUCUCCAUCAGAGUGCAGAUGCUUGAUGACACACAGGAGGUCUUCCAGAUAUCGCAACGUUCCCCUGGUAAAGUGCUGUUUGACCUGGUUUGUGCGCAUCUCAACCUGACAGAGGGAGACUAUUUCGGGCUGGAAUACCAGGACCAACGCAAGAUGACGCUGUGGCUGGAUCUCCUCAAGCCGACGCUGAAACAGAUCAGACGACCUAAAAACACCAUCCUUCGCUUUGUGGUGAAGUUCUUCCCGCCCGACCACACGCAGCUCAUGGAGGAGCUGACUCGGUAUCUGUUCGCCCUUCAGAUUAAACGUGACCUGGCCUGUGGUCACCUCAUCUGUAACGACACCAGCGCGGCCCUCAUGGUCUCCCACAUCAUUCAGUCUGAGAUUGGAGACUUCGAUGAGACCCAGAGCUGGCAGCACCUUCUCCACAAUAAGUACCUGCCGGAUCAGGACGCCAUUCGGGACAAGAUCAUGGACUGUCACCGCCAGCAUGUUGGACAGACUCCGGCAGAAUCCGACUACCAGCUGCUAGAAAUCGGCCGGCGGUUGGAGAUGUACGGCGUUCGCUUACAUCCAGCCAAGGACCGCGAGGGCACCAAGCUCAGUCUGUCUGUGGCACACACAGGGGUGCUAGUUUUCCAGGGCUACACAAAAAUUAACGCCUUCAACUGGUCCAAAAUUCGCAAACUUAGCUUCAAACGCAAAAGGUUCCUAAUCAAGCUGAGAGCAGAUCCCAGUCAAAAUGCCCACCAUGACACACUGGAGUUUGCCAUGGGCAGCAGGGAUUGCUGUAAGAUUUUCUGGAAGAUCUGUGUAGAGUAUCACGCCUUCUUCAGACUGUUUGAGGAGCCUAAGCCUAAACCCAAACCCAUCCUCUUUACCAGGGGCUCCUCCUUCCGUUUUAGUGGUCGAACCCAGAAACAGAUCAUCGAUUAUGUGAAAGACUCCGAGUUCAAGAAGGUUCCAUUUGAAAGGAAGCACAGUAAGAUUCUGUCCAAUAGCAGCAUGUCCCCUCAGUCGUCUUCUUUCCGGUCACAAGUGCCAAAACAGAGUGCCAUGUCUAUCCCGCUAGCAGGAGACCAGCUGGACUCAGCCAGACUGGGCCACCAAGCUGAAACAAAUGGUUCUGAGGAGCCCCUGACAUCCCAAUCCAACACCAACGGCUUCCAUGAUGUGCUAGCGGCGCCAGGCACGGAUCUGACUCAGCCCAGACAGAACCAUCAUGGCACCGGAUCAGCGCCGGACCAGCACCUCCUCAACCCAGGCAGUCCAGGUUCAGAGGACUCUCCAAUGGGAAGCCCCCAUGUGGUAGUAAACGGCAAUGGUUCGGUGAAUGGACAGGGGACGGGCAGUACCGUUGUGUUGGGUCUGGGUCAGAGCCCUGAAGGACGGCAGUUAUCGCCGCUCACCAGCCCACUGCUCACUGACGCUGGUUAUGUCCGCAACGAAGAUGAGGACGAGGCGAGGCGAAAGAAGUUUCCCACAGACAAGGCCUACUUCAUAGCAAAAGAACUGUUGACCACAGAGCGAACCUACCUCAAAGACCUUCAAGUCAUCACAGAGUCCUUCCAGAGUGCAGUGGGGAAAGAUGAGGCCUUCCCAAACUCUGUCCAGAAUCUGAUCUCAGCCAACUAUGAUCCGAUCUAUACUUUCCAUGAGGGUUUCCUCAAAGAGGUGGAGCAGAGGCUCGCGCAGUGGGAGGGACGUUCUAAUGCUCACAUUAAAGGAGACUAUCAGAGAAUUGGUGAUGUUCUCCUGAAGAACAUUCAGGGCCUGAGGCAACUGACAGUUCAUCUCCAGAAGCAUUCUGAAUGCCUGGUGGAGUUGGAGCGGGUGUGUAGGUCUGCUCGGAAGGUGGAGGCUCUGUGUCGGGACUUUGAGCAACAGAGGGUAUGCUACCUGCCCUUCAAUGUUUUCCUCCUGAGGCCCCUCCACCGCCUGCUGCACUACAAACUCAUCCUAGAGAGGCUCUGCAAGCACUACCCACCCACCCACGACGACUUCAGGGACAGCAGAGCCGCUCUAGCUGACAUCUCAGAGAUGGUGCUUCAGCUUCAAGGCACCAUGAUGAAGAUGGAGAACUUCCAGAAGCUUCUAGAGCUGAAGAAAGAUCUAACUGGUAUUGACAACCUCGCCAUCCCUGGGAGGGAGUUCAUUCGGCUUGGUUGCCUCAGCAAGCUCUCAGGGAAGGGACUUCAGCAGAGAAUGUUCUUCCUGUUUAGUGAUGCUUUGGUGUACACCAGUCGAGGGAUGACACCAGCCAAUCAGUUCAAGGUUCAUGGCCAGCUACCCCUCUUUGGAAUGACGAUCAGAGAAAGCGAGGAGGAGUGGGGAGUCCCUCAUUCUUUUACCUUGUUUGGGCAGCGGCAGUCUAUAGUGGUGGCAGCCAGCUGUACGUCAGAGAUGGAGCGGUGGGUGGAGGAUAUCAGGAUGGCCAUAGACCUGGCAGAGCAGAGCAGCAGCCCACACACUGACCUGCUCUCCACCAGCCCCAUCGACAACAAGCUGACAGAGGAUGGUGGAGCUGAGCAGGAGUCAGAGGAGGAACUCGGGGGUUCACGCUCAUCUCUUGAGCGCCAAGGUCACCGUGGUAACACCACCGUGCACGUCUGCUGGCAUCGCAACACCAGUGUGUCCAUGGUGGACUUUAGUGUUGCUGUGGAGAACCAGCUGUCAGGGAACCUGUUGAGGAAGUUUAAGAACAGCAACGGGUGGCAGAAGCUCUGGGUUGUCUUCACUAACUUCAGCCUCUUCUUCUACAAGUCCCACCAGGAUGAUUACCCUUUGGCCAGUCUUCCUCUGCUGGGCUACUCUGUCACUGUCCCAUCAGAGUCAGAAAACAUCCACAAAGACUAUGUCUUCAAACUCCACUUUAAGUCCCACGUCUACUACUUCAGAUCAGAGAGCGAGUACACAUUUGAAAGGUGGAUGGAGGUGAUCCGCAGUGCCACCUGCUCUGCCAGCCGUUCCCUGCCAAACACCAGAAAAGACCUUUACUGAUGAAGCCCCCGCCCCCCUCCCUCGCUGCACCCUCUUCUUUAUUCUGCACAGAGACACUCUUGCCUGGGUGAAUAUCUGGACUCCAAAAUGCACAAAUGCCAGAAAGAGACCCUUGGAUGUGGUCACACUACCACACAGCAGGCACUAAAAUUGACACUCUUAAUAAUACCUCUGAAUUGCUUCACACAUACUCGCACACCACUCAAGAGAUCUUCCCACUUCACUUCAGUCACCUCUACUUCCUGUCUGCACCCUUUUAUUACACACAGUGCAUAACGCCAAUUUCUUCACCACUAGUGUCUGAUUAAAGGCAAACUGACAGUAUCUUUGUAAUUUUAGUUGUUUUUUAUGCUGAACUGGUUAUAUUUGACUCUCUGUUUCUACGACUGAAUGAUGUUCACAUGCACAAACACAUGAAUUUAUCGUUCAGGUUAUGCCAACAACAUAUCCAUUUUGCAAUAUUGUGACAUGAAAUACAUGAGAUUUAUCUUAAGUGUUCGGUACACUGUAGCAUGACUUUGUAAUGUGCAUUGUGUCAUAUUACCAUUUGGACAUGUAAGUGUUAUUUCCAUGGUGAUAUUUGUACAAAACCUGCUUUAUAUGUAUGUCGGGUGCAUGUGAACGCACUUGUGGUGAUGGAGAGUAUUUUUUGUAUGACAAUCUAUAUAUGAAUUGGUGAAUACUUGUGAUCCCAGUUUGGACUUUAUUAAACAAAACAGCCAUCGUUUUCUCAAGGUAACUGUUUGUACAGUACUUUGAUACACUGUGAAAUGUUAUUGUCUCCAUCUGUUUAUUUUUAUUUUUUUCCCUCUAUGUGUGCUUGAAUGAAAAGGACAAAGUCAUUUCAUAACUCAGCCUACAGAGAUUUUAUUGGUUCACUGCCAAAAUGUCUUCACUUCUGUAUCCUUCCACUUUUUCUGGAUUUUAUAAUUUUAAAUAAAGUUCUAAAAAAGA